AUGUUCGGAUGGAGUACAAUGGGCCUCCCCGCAAUCGGGUCGGACCCUGACUCAGAACGUUCUCCCCCGCCUCCUCCAACCAAGCUCGACUUUCCAGUCUACCGCGUCCCCGCCGUCCCCGACACUCCCUCCGAAGACUCCCUCCGCAAUCUCCAAGCAGAGCUCGCCUCCAUCCGUCGUCCCCAAGACAUCACGCCGGACAAAUUCAAAGACCUCAACCUCAAAGUCGAGACCGACGUACCGCUAUCCGCAAUUGUUCGUCACAAUGGCGCAAAGACCGCUCCUCCGCUGCCGUGGGAAUUGGAUUGCCCCAACCCAUCUCUCGGAUCCCCCGCCCCCGCAGACGGAACGCCGAUCUUCAUGGACAACGAGAACCCAUACCCGACCAAGGAUAAAUACGAGCUACUAGAGCAAGAAUUGCUGCUGGACAAUGACGAUGCGUUCCGGGAGGUCGCCCGGUUGCCGCCUCGCGCUGGUCGCGAACGGGUCCGCGUGACGCAGACGAGGAAGUUCUGGACGGCGCUGGAACGGAUGUCACAAUACUGGGAUGACAGCCUGGACAAGUAUUUCGAGCGGCCAAAGUCGCCCGAGCCGAGCGAUACUGAGGCGGAUACCGAGACCACAGAGGUCAUUGAGGCUACCCCAAUGGACGUCGACCCGCCGACCACAACCACCACCCAAGACAACACAAAACCAGAACUAGUGAAGAAAUACAAAGGCCGCCGCAUCGCAGCCGGGCCCGCGAUGCCAGAAGACGUCCGCGACGAGACAGUCCGCGCCCUCACGGAAAUGGCAGCCUGGCCCUUCGGCUGCCAGGCCUCUCUCCCCAUGAACACCCCCAAGCUCUCCCUCGGAACCCUUCUCUUCCCCGUCCGCCAAACAUUCCUCGCAACGCGCUCGCCCAAGGACCGCCAGCUCGCCCGCAACGGGAUGCUCGAGGGCCCCCUCUUCGUCGCCCAAUGCCGCCCUGAGACCGUCUUCCGAGGACCCCACGAAAAACACGGCGACGGGCUCGGCGACACCUGCGAUCUCGUCCGCGAAGUCGGCGCUAUGCUUCUGGCCGCUCAGGAGCGGGCGCGCGAGGGCGCAAUUGAGGUGCGGCCCGGCGAGGGAAAGUGGUGGACCACGAAGCCUCGAUGGGGCGGAGCGCCGAACGAUGCCAUCGGCGACAGUGUGCGCAUUAUGCUUGAGCAGGAACAGCAAGCCGCGGCGUUGAUGGGAAGGCCGCGCUCAAGUUCACGCCCGCAACCACCGGCGUUACGGAGACCGGGCCUACGACGCGCAAUGAGCAGCAGCGACAAGUGGAAGAUCAUCUCGCCGGGCCCAGGCCUCUGGGAUAAACGGAUGCGGUAUAUCCAGAUCGGUCGGGACAGAGACUGUCCUUAUGACGACGUACGUCUCCCUCCACCCCCACCAUCAACAAAUCUAACAGGCACAGAUCUACAUGCUCUCCUCCCUAAACCACCACCUCUCAAUCCUCCACCUCCGCAUCCACCGCCGCUACAUCGACAUCAUCACAAACGGCCGCAGCACCGUCUCCCCAACCGCGGGCUCCGACCCCGACCACCCCUGGCACAUCCUCAAGCUGCGGCGCACGCGCUGGGGCGUCUGGACUAUCUUCCAUGUUUUGCUGAGGGCCCCGCGCCCGCCCGCGGAUGGGCCCCCGCCUAG
This is a messenger RNA of Aspergillus mulundensis, 1671 nucleotides long. RefSeq lists its product as uncharacterized. Lineage: Eukaryota; Fungi; Ascomycota; Eurotiomycetes; Eurotiales; Aspergillaceae. The coding region runs from base 1 to 1671 and encodes 556 amino acids. The record is from RefSeq and is a predicted model, not a curated record. The transcript has 3 exons.